AUUAAUAUUCACUUGUGUCUAACUCAGUAUUGAUCACUCGAUCGCCAAACUACGAUAGGGCGUUACUGAAUGGUUUUUACUUACAUUUUUUACAUCUUCGAAGAACCACAGUAAUUGUUGUUUUUGUAACGCGUUUUGAGAACAUCUCAUUAUGUCAUCAGCUUUCAUUGAAAUCAGUGCUCAAUUUUCAAUUACUAUGUAGGAGCAUGAGUUAAGUAAUAUAUUUCGUGAUUUAUUUUAUUAUAAUUUUAGUCCAAAAUGCAUUUACAAGUGCCAGUGUUAAUUGUACUUAUAAAUCUAUGUUACAGUGUUGUUUUUGGUAUUUACGUGACAAAUCUCAACGAAUCCUGUAUUCGCUGUCUGUGUCACGUGGCCGGCUGCGAUCUCUCCCACACUUGCACUGGGGGCUAUUGUGGCCCUUUCUACAUAUCUAGGGUAUACUGGGUGGAUGCUGGGAAGCCGACUCUACCUGAUGACAAUCCCGAUAGGAAGGAAGCAUAUGAGGACUGCGCCAGAGACUAUUACUGCUCGGUGAAAAUUAUUGAAAACUACAUGGCUAGAUUUGGGAAGGAUUGCAAUGGAGACGGUGUGACAAACUGCUAUGACUACAUGAUGAUCAACCAUCACGGAGGAAGGGCGUGUUCUGAGCCUCUGUUCCUCAGCCCACUUGGACUGCAACGCCUCAAGUUGUUCCAGCAAUGCCGUCUUAAUUAAUUAUGUACUGAUUAAAAUAAGCUGAUACGAAUUAUAAAUUUAUUAGUAUUUUAAUGCUCUAAAUAAUUUUAAAAUUUUAAGGUUUUGUAUGACGUUAAAAACUACUUAUGUUAGAUAUAAUAAAAAAAACCUAAACAUGGAAUGAACGAAAUUGAUGAUACCUGAAUGUAAUAAUAUAUGAACGUCCGUUGAACAUAGUAGUUCUUAAGAUUAGCGCGACCAAACAAUCAAACAAAUUCUUCAGCUUUAUACCAUUAGUAUAGAUUUAUCUUUACAUGCCAAAUUCUAAAGAAGUCAUGAAUAAAAUUUACAAAUAGAUUCUCUUUUCUACAA
Molecule: messenger RNA, 1047 nt
Organism: Zerene cesonia (dogface butterfly)
Lineage: Eukaryota; Metazoa; Arthropoda; Insecta; Lepidoptera; Pieridae
Product: lysozyme-like
Exons: 4
Coding region: 259-714 (151 amino acids)
Molecular function (GO): lysozyme activity
Source: RefSeq, a predicted model, not a curated record